AUGGGAAACAUAUUAAAUAAGCUACACAUCUGGUAUGAAAAACUUGUGAAAUUCCGUUUUCCUCAAGAUGAGGCAGAUACUGUUCCACUAAUAGACACUAACUUUCACACUGAAAAAAUAAGGAGAUAUGGUGAUAUCCUGAGAAAUACAAAGCUACCGAUUGACGACAGGGCCAAAGCUGCACACUAUAUUGGACUGCUGGCUUAUACAGGUGGUGUCACCAGUAGUGCGCCUGCAUCAGAAUAUAUUCAGGACAUGACUGAUAUGUUGAUCAUGGCAGAUACUCCCAAGAAGGUGAGGAUUGCAGUGCUGAAAGGGUUAUGUGGUAUAUGCUACUUAAGCUACAACAACCAAAACCAUGCCAAAGAGCUCCAUCUCACCGACAUUCUUCUUGCCUCUUUGGAUGAGGAUGAGGACGAAGACGAAGAUUACACUGAUGAUGAUCAGGAUAUAAUCAUGGUGAAGUUCUGGGUCUGUUAUCUUAUGACUGUCGUCUGCUGUAACAACAUCCCUUAUCUUAAAUUAUUUCAGGAAUCAGGUGGGGAAAUGCUAGAGAACAGGCUGGAAUCCCUCUCUAGCAUGGAAUGGUUUGGAUGGCCAACAAACUAUGCUGAAGUGAUGCUUUCACUCCUGGGAUUUCAGAAUGUACGGUUAGACUAG
Molecule: messenger RNA, 660 nt
Organism: Gekko japonicus
Lineage: Eukaryota; Metazoa; Chordata; Lepidosauria; Squamata; Gekkonidae
Gene: ARMH2
Product: chromosome unknown open reading frame, human C6orf229
Exons: 2
Coding region: 1-660 (219 amino acids)
Source: RefSeq, a predicted model, not a curated record